Messenger RNA from Exaiptasia diaphana, 2580 nucleotides. RefSeq names its product beta-1,4-N-acetylgalactosaminyltransferase bre-4. The transcript is spliced from 7 exons. Gene Ontology annotation, biological process: carbohydrate metabolic process. Bases 156 to 1544 code for a protein of 462 amino acids. The record is from RefSeq and is a predicted model, not a curated record. NCBI's taxonomy places the organism in Eukaryota, Metazoa, Cnidaria, Anthozoa, Actiniaria, Aiptasiidae. Gene Ontology annotation, molecular function: glycosyltransferase activity.
UUCAGUAUGUCUUGUGCAUUUGAACGAUGUUCUUUCAUCUGAUGUUAUUAUUGGAUCGUUAUUGGCUUGUAGUUUAGCACAAAAUGUGCUGCAGGUUGGUUUUUCGUUGCAUAACGUUACGUUGACUUWGCAGUAGCGGUGUUGCGAUCGUGUAAAUGUUUCGUCCUAUCAAACUAUUGUUGUCAACAUGCUUUGCAUGUGGAAUCUUUUCUCUAUUAUUAUUCUACAUAUACACGGAUAGUUACAGCAAGAAAAAUGAAGUAUCUCGCGUACAAAGAACUAGAACUAUUAAAAAGGCAGUGCAUAUGAAAGAAAAUUGGAAUCUAGCCGAGAACGCGGAGACACCAAUGCCUCAAGAGAGGCCGACAAUAACUCUACCUACAACCUCUGUUCAAGAGCUAACGACAAAAUUUGUAAAGGAAACACAAAAUUCUUCCUUGAAUUCUAUUAAUGGUGGUGAUUCAAUAGAUCAACUUAUAGAAGCAUCACUAGAAAAAAAUAAAAAACGUAGUCACGGUGAUGGUGAUGCACCAGAAACUACAGACGUUCCUGAAGAAAAUGACAUCUCAGAGAAAGAAGAAGAARCUCCUAGUCAAACAAGUAGUUAUAACGAUGAGACAAACGUUGAGCAAAAUUCGAAUAAAAAAAUCCAUUCCCCUGAAAGUGAUAACGAAGAGGAAGAUYUAGAACUAUGUCCUGCAAAGCCUCCAUCACUGACUGGUCCUUUAUUUGUGAAUCAAAAUAUUCCAAAAAUGGAGGAUCUUSAAAAGCAUAUUUCAGAAGACUUUGGAGGCUGGGUGAAGAAAGGUGGAKCCUKKARCCCAACUCAUUGUAAAGCCAGAGUUAAGAUGGCACUUAUUGUACCAUUCAGGAAGAGAUUUGAACAGUUGGCAAUUUUUGUCMGACACAUGCACCCAAUGUUAAAACGUCAGCAAAUUGACUAUCGAAUAAUAAUUGUGGAGCAGUCUGGUAGAACACCUUUUAACAGAGCAAUCCUGUUCAAUAUUGGCUACAAAGAAGCUUUAAAAUUCAAGAAAUUCAACUGUUUUAUAUUCCAUGAUGUUGAUCUUAUUCCUGAGGAUGACCGUAACAUGUACACUUGUCCCACCUCUCCACGACAUAUGUCGGCAGCUGUUGACAAAUUUAAUUAUCGAUUACCAUAUAAUAGUAUAUUUGGAGGUGUUGAAGCUUUUUUGAGGAAAGAUUUUGAAGAAAUCAAUGGAUUUUCMAACAAGUUCUGGGGCUGGGGUGGAGAAGAUGAUGACUUAUAUCAAAGAGUUGUUUCCAAGGGACAUCACUUGACGCGACCAUCUCUUCAUAUAGGACGUUAUAAGAUGAUCAGAAUUCAUCACCGUCAAAGCUCUAAAGCUGACCCAAAUAGCGGUGCUAGGGUUAAGAAUGCCCGAAUACGAAUGCUGAGAGAUGGUCUUAACUCUCUUAAGUAUAAAGUACUUAAGAUCAAAGAAGAACCAAUGUAUACGAUGGUGACAGUGGAAGUAAAUCCAAAAAAUUUUAAAGAUAGCUAUAAUCGUAAGAAUUAUUAAUGUAGUAUGUUCAAAUAUGUCUCAAAUGUUUGGCCUCCCUUGUAUCAGUCUGUGUUAUUAUGUUUUUUUUUUGUUUUUUUUUUUCAAAAUAAGAAUAAGAAUUUGAUAGCAAAAAUGAUACAAAUAUGAUUUUUCUUAAAUCGAAUGAGAAACAUGUAUUCAUCCUAUAAAAUAUUUAAUAAUAUUUGCUGCUAACAUGUAAUGUAUAUAGAUUAAUGGUUGUUUUUAACUUGAUUAAAAACAGCAUAUAUAUUAUAUAUAUUAGGAUAAUAUGUUUAAUUUGUGAUGCAAUUCCAAUGACUGUAUUUUGAAUAAUAAAACAAUUAAUCUUUAUUUCCUAAUUGUGCAAGUUACGUGUAUAUGUACAAGAAUCACAAAAAAGAAAGGGAAAAAAAACUAAACCCUUGUGCCUAGCAUGUCAUCAUUGAAAUUUCUAGCAUAUGGGAUUCCUUUGUCUGAAGUUGGAGCAAAGGUACUAGUAGGUCUUCACCUCAGUCUCGGAWCGAUUUUGUCUGAUUGGCUCUCAAAAGAAAAAUGACACUUUUUGUCUUUUUGUGAGAGAAGAUUCAUAUUUUGAAAAUAUUUUAAGUUACGGUUUUUAGAAGAAAAUACAAUAAAMGGAAAGAAAGAAGAAAAACAGAACAAAAAAAUAAGUUGAUCGAUAUAAAGUGGUAAAACGAUCACUCCGAACGAGAGGUGAUCAGUCGAUCCCCAGCUAGGUCAUUCAUGACUAGCCCAUACAAUACUUGCAGUCUUUCUAGUAUGUGGGAGCCUUUCUCGAAAUCGCAGCGCUUUAGCUACGAUCAGGCAAGCGAGGCACUUACCUCGGUAAAAUUUUAUCGAGUUUUCUUUAAUUCGUAUCCAAAAUAAAAAAGUUUGAUCAAUGGUGUAAGAUAAAAAUUCACAAUAUGCUUGGCAAAACGUUUCAAAUCACGUUUCCGAGUGUCUCAAUUUCAAAAUGUUUCGGGGAAGUAUGCCCGCGAACCCCCUAGAUACGACCGCUUCCGCCGUUCGUGCAAAGUGCUCGGUUAACAUU